ACGUAUCUCACUUCCAUUUUGAACGUCGUCCAUCCGCAAGACCCCUUCGAGACCUCAGUAUUGAAUAUUAAGGUAAAAAAUGAGCAGUUUUUUGGUUAACGUCUUGCCAAAGGCUCACACGUAUGCGAGAAGUAAAUGCAGUAUUUAUGGAGUUAAUUGUAUGAAAGCUUAUUCUACAAAUUGGGAGCCCAAGGAACCAAUUGUGCGUACAAAGACAAUACCUGGACCAAAAUCAGCUGAGCUUAAGAGUCAAUUGAGUGCAGUUCAGAGUACGGGCACUGUACAAUUCUUUGCCGAUUAUGAAAAGUCGACUGGAAACUAUAUUUUUGAUGUUGAUGGUAAUGCUUUACUAGAUGUUUACACCCAAAUUUCAUCAGUACCUCUUGGCUAUAACCAUCCGAGGCUCCUCAACAUUUUCAAGGAUGAAAACAAUUUGAAAACUCUGAUCAAUAGACCAGCACUUGGUGUGUUUCCUGGAAAGGAAUGGCCGGAGAAACUGAACUCGAUCUUACUGAAUAUAGCUCCUAAGGGAUUGAACAAAAUCACGACAAUGAUGUGUGGAUCAUGCUCAAACGAAAAUGCUUUCAAGAGCAUUUUCCUAUGGUACCAAACUAAAAUUCGAGGAGAAAAAGGAUUCACUGCAGAGGAGAUGAACUCAUGUAUGAUUAAUAUGCCACCUGGCGCCCCGAACCUCAGUAUUCUUUCCUUCAAAGGAGCUUUUCAUGGUCGAACACUAGGAGCCUUAUCUACCACACACUCAAAAUAUAUACAUAAAAUUGAUGUUCCUUCUUUUGACUGGCCUAUUGCAUCAUUUCCGCAAUACAAGUAUCCAUUGGAGGACAACGUUGCGGAAAAUAAAAAAGAAGAUGAGAAGUGCUUAAGUGAAGUACAAAGUCUUAUAGAGGAGUACAAAAAGAAAGAUAAGCCUGUUGCUGGUGUUAUUGUGGAGCCCAUACAAAGUGAGGGCGGUGACAACGAAGCUUCGCCUGAAUUUUUCAGAGCUCUGCAGAAGAUUUGUAAGACUAACGGCGUUGCACUUUUGAUUGAUGAGGUACAAACUGGAGGAGGAAGCACUGGCAAGUUUUGGUGCCAUGAACAUUUCAACCUCGAGUAUCCACCUGAUGUGGUUACGUUUAGUAAAAAACUGCAACUUGGAGGAUAUUUCCAUAAUGAUGACUUCGCACCAAAAGAACCUUACAGAAUUUUCAACACAUGGAUGGGUGAUCCAGGAAAAGUAAUUCUUUUGGAAGAAAUAUUGAAAGUUAUUAAGGACGAGAAAUUAAUGGCAAAUGUUGAAGCUGCUGGCAAAGUUUUAAAACAGGGUCUAUUAAACUUAGAAAGCGAAUUUCCCCAACUAUUGAACUCUACCCGAGGACGUGGAACAUUCUUGGCUGUCAACUGCUCUAACUCCAAAGUAAGGGACUCGAUAGUCAGCACAUUAAGGCUGAAUGGUAUUCAAACAGGUGGCUGUGGAGAAGUUUCCAUUCGAUUCCGCCCAGCUUUAAUCUUUAAAGAAGCCCAUGCAAAUAUUGUUUUGGAUCGAUUUAGAAAUGUUUUACGCUCGCUGUAAGCUUAUAUAUUAUAAACAAGUGUGCUCUGAAAAAUAAAUAUUUUAUAUA
Drosophila novamexicana is the source of this 1619-nucleotide messenger RNA. RefSeq names its product 4-aminobutyrate aminotransferase, mitochondrial (gene Gabat). Gene Ontology annotation, cellular component: mitochondrion. The record is from RefSeq and is a predicted model, not a curated record. Gene Ontology annotation, molecular function: pyridoxal phosphate binding. Gene Ontology annotation, biological process: GABA catabolic process. NCBI's taxonomy places the organism in Eukaryota, Metazoa, Arthropoda, Insecta, Diptera, Drosophilidae. Bases 80 to 1570 code for a protein of 496 amino acids. The transcript is spliced from 5 exons.